CAAACUUCGUGGCAAACUUAAUAAACCCUGUUCAGAAUAAAAAAAUCUCAGCAACACUGACAGACUUUAAAAUGUUAUGAACCAGACGUCUAAAUCAUUAGCAAGAGCAAAAAUUUCGUAAAAGAAUGAAAUAAUGAUAUCGAUAGCAGUAAAAACGGUAUGUAUACUUGAGUCAGCUGACCGAAUUGUAAGCCAAAUAUUUGUGCCAACUAAAACGUGCUAAAAUAAAACUGACAAGUCAUCCAAAUUAAGCAAUGCCAAGAUAUACAUAUGUCUGUAUACCAUAUAUCUAUAUAAAAUAUGUAAAAUUCAAUAUUUAAAUAAAUUAAAGCCAGUAUCAAAUAUUGAAAUACAACUGAUAACGUUAAUGGGGUAUUCACACAACUAAAAUUUGUAAAAAAAAAUGGUAUUUAUUCGCAACUUAGCUGACGAUUUGUAGACUUCCUGGGACUAACAGCAGAGAGCUUAUUUCAACGUACGAAAAUUACUAUCGACGCUGAUUUUAUCGAUACAAACAUAUAAACUGAUACUAACACAUAAUUGGCACAUAAUGGAUAAACAUGAUUAGUUUUGUGAUUAUAAACGCACAAUAAUAACAAUGUGUCACAUGUUGUGAAUACCCCUAUUAAAUUUUGAAGAUAUCACUUCGAGAAGAGCUAUAAAACGCCAUUACGGACAACAUAAGAUUUCAGUGAUUAAGCACAACAUUUAAAACAGUGGCUCCCGCAAUUAAGUGAGUGUUAUAAAAAUGUUUUUGUGGCUCUUAACUACCGCUUGUGCGCUUGCAAUAUUUUACAUAAAAUGGACAUACACAUAUUGGCAACGCAAGGGCUUCCCCUACCACGAACCGAAGAUACCCUUUGGUGUGCUAGAUGCAGUACGUAGGCGUGAAGCUUCCUUGGGCACUGCCAUCUACGAUGUUUAUCGCAGUAGCAAGGAUAAAGUGUUGGGCAUUUAUCUAAUUACACGACCCGCUUUGCUGGUGCGCGAUGCGCAAUUAGCGAGGGAUAUACUGUCGAAGGACUUUGAAAGUUUUCACGAUCGUGGCAUACAUGUAGAUGAUGAGGCAGAUCCACAAUCGAGGGGUGGCAUUUUCUUUCUUAAAGGACUGGAUUGGAGGAGUUUGCGUUUAAAGCUAACGCCAUCAUUUACGUCGGGAAAAUUGAAGGGCAUGUUUGACAAGAUCGAGGAUGUAGGUGAUAAAAUGGUGAACUUUUUGAAUACACAGUUGGCAGACGAAGGCGUUAUAGAGUUUGAAAUGAAGCACGUAAUGGGCACCUAUGCUAUUGAUAUCAUUGCAUCGGUGAUUUUCGGACUGGAGGUGAACAGCUUUGUUGAGCCAAGUAAUGAAAUACUAAAUGUGAGCAGAAAAGUCAACGAACCCACUUUGGGCAGUGUGGUGCGCGGCACAUGUCAGUUUCUAUAUCCCAGUUUGGAAAAGCUCUUCAUACGUUUGGGUUGGCGUGAAAAGGCACCCGAAAUGAUGAAGCAAAUCGUUAAACGUACCAUAGAAAUGCGUGAGGAGCAGAACAUUUCGCGCAAGGAUAUGCUUCAACUGCUCAUGCAACUGCGCAACAAAGGUCAAAUUAACGCUGAUGACAAUGAUUGGUCUGCAAAACCUACUGACAUAGUUGUGCCGAAACCCAUGUCCAUUGAAUUAAUUGCCACCAAUUUAUUUCUUUUCUACGUGGCCGGUUAUGAAACGACUGCCUCUAUCGCUUCCUUUACAGCCUUUGAAUUGGCGCAAUCGCCGGUUGCACUGGCAAAAGCGGAGCACGAUGUAAGGGAAGCACUCGCAAGGCACGAUAACAAAUUAACAUAUGUAGCGCUACAAGAUAUGAAAUAUCUGGAUCUCUGCAUAAUGGAAACUACACGCAAAUACCCGGGUCUACCUAUUCUCAAUCGUCAAUGCACGCACGACUACCCGCUACCAAAUAGUGAUUUGGUGAUCAAGUAUGGUACACCCAUUAUUAUUUCGCUGCUGGGUAUACAUCGUGAUGAAAAAUAUUUCCCAGGUCCAAUGCUUUGGGAUCCAGAACGAUUUUUGAAUGGAAAAUAUGAGCCAGCCGCUUAUAUGCCAUUCGGUGCAGGUCCCAGACAUUGCAUCGCACAACGUUUGGGUCGAAUAAUCGUAAAAAUCGCUUUAGCGAAGUUGCUGCUCAACUUUAACGUUGAAUUGAAUUCUGAGCGUAAAGAAAUCGAAAUCGCUAACUUUGGUGUGCCGAUUAUGGCCAAAGGUGGCAUAAAUGUACGGUUAUCGAAGCGAAAUCCGAUACAUUGCACUCCAGCUGCAAUCAGGACUGCAAUAUGUGAAUGCCACUACUCAAUACCCGUAUACAUACAUAUUUAUAUAAAGACUUUAUACAAACUUUCCUUCGACGCGUUCCACAUUAACGGUUGCGGCAAAUUUGUCUUGUGUCGAAAUAUGUUUUUAUUACUUCUAAUAGCCGUUUGUACACUCUCGUUUUUUUACAUUAAAUGGAUUUUCACAUAUUGGAAACGUAAAGGCUUUCCUUACCUUGAGCCGAAAAUCCCAUUCGCAGUAUUAGAUCCAGUCUUUAAGCGUGAAGCUGCAUUUGGCACUGCCAUUCUCGAUGUUUAUCGCAGCACUAAGGACAAAGUGUUGGGCAUCUAUCUAAUCACACGACCAGUUUUAUUAGUACGCGAUGCACAAUUGGCGAGAGAUAUAUUGGUGAAACAUUUCGAUAAUUUUCACGAUCGUGGCAUACAUGUCGACGAUGAAGAUGAUCCACAAGCCAGUGGUGGCUUGUUCUUUCUAAAAGGACAGGAUUGGAAGAGUUUGCGAGUGAAAAUGACACCGUUAUUUACGUCGGGAAAAUUAAAAGCCAUGUUUGAUACCGUCGAGGAUGUGGGCGAUAGAAUGGUCAACUAUGUGAAUGCACAGCUACCCGACGUUGGUUCAAAAGAAUUGGAAUUACGGCAUGUAACGAGCACCUUUGCUAUAGACAUCAUUGCUUCGGUGCUUCUGGGUUUAGAAGUGAACAGCUUUACAGAACCAAAUAACCCCAUAAGGAAUAUAAGUCGUAAACUAAACGAGCCAACGCUCGGCAGUGUGGUACGCGGUACAUGUCAACUGCUAUUUCCCAGUUUGGAAAAGCUCUUCAUACGUUUGGGUUGGCGUGAAAAGGCACCCGAAAUGAUGAAGCAAAUCGUUAAACGUACCAUAGAAAUGCGUGAGGAGCAGAACAUUUCGCGCAAGGAUAUGCUUCAACUGCUCAUGCAACUGCGCAACAAAGGUCAAGUCAACGACAAUGAUAAUGAUUGGUCUGCUAAAGCGACUGACAAAGGUACAUAAAUACAUAUAUUUUCUGAAGCUAGCCAAACUGUAUUUGCACCGUCCACAUUUACAGAUGCAAUGAAGCACAUGUCAAUUGAGACCAUUGCCUCCAAUCUGUUGCUCUUCUAUGUGGCUGGCUAUGAAACGACAGCGUCCACCAUUUCGUUCACCGCCUUUGAAUUAGCGCAAUAUCCUGAAGCACUGGAAAGAGCACAGCGUGAUGUAAGAGAAGCGAUUGAAAGGCAUGACAAUAAGUUUACUUACGAAGCGGUACAGGAUAUGAAAUAUCUGGAACUCUGCAUAAUGGAAACCACGCGUAAAUACCCCGGUCUGCCGAUUCUCAACCGCCAGUGCACGCAGGACUAUCAAGUACCAGAUAGUAAUUUGGUAAUUAAAAGUGGUACACCGAUUAUUAUUUCAUUAUUGGGUUUGCAUCGUGAUGAAAAAUAUUUCCCGGACCCUAUGCGUUGGGAUCCAGAUCGGAUUUUAAAUAAAAAUUACGAACCUGCCGCUUUUAUGCCAUUCGGAGAAGGACCCAGACAUUGCAUCGCACAACGUAUGGGUAGGGUUAAUGCAAAAGUCGCCUUGGCGAAGUUAUUGCUCAACUUUAAUAUCGAAUUAAAUCCUGUGCGGAGGGAAAUCAAAAUUGCUAACUUUGGUGUGCCGAUUAUGGCCGAAGGUGGCAUAAAUGUACGAUUAUCCAAGCGAAAUAACGAGACACAAAGCGCAUAGAUUUAAUAUAUUAUACUUGAGAUUUUCUAUGGUUUAAAAUAAUAUAUCAAUAAAAUUGGUAUUAUAAUAUGUUAAAUGAAA
Molecule: messenger RNA, 4111 nt
Organism: Bactrocera oleae (olive fruit fly)
Lineage: Eukaryota; Metazoa; Arthropoda; Insecta; Diptera; Tephritidae
Source: RefSeq, a predicted model, not a curated record